AUGGCAGAUACAAUUGCAAAUUCAGACUUUGAUGUCAAUAUUUUAGACAAUGCGUUGACGGAACCCAAUGUUGAGCUUACUUUUCCCUUACCAACGGAUAAGGAGACGGUUUUGGAUUUAGAGACGAAUGAGAAGGUAAGCAAUAGUUUUAGUCUUUUGGGAAACUUUAUUAAGUUCUUCAGCUCCAUAAAGUAUGACGACAUUUAUUCGAAUGGUGAGUUCAAAUAUUCAGUCAGUAAGAUUGGCGGAAAAUUCAAUCGCAUGUCGAAAGAGUUUAUGGCAGAAAGAUUACAGAAGACGGACGAGAAGUUGGAUGAAUUGGUGUAUAAACUAGUGGAUCUGGAAUUAAGGAUGAACCUUAUUAAGGCAAAAGAUUUUCUGAAGAGAUACACGGAAGUGAAGAACUUCAUGAUUAAAUACUACUCCGCCGAAAAUGAAAAGAAUCUUCCCCAAUUUGGUUCACCUACAUUUUUAAAAGUCUGUUACAUCACGGUUAUAAAAACUGUUCGCAAGAUGUUCCCUCAAGGCGUAUGGGUCAAUAGGGAACAAAUGAGCUCACUCUACAAGAGAUAUUUGGAGAAUCCGAUGUCCAUUAUUCUCCUCCCGAACCAUCAGUCUCAUAUCGACUACGUCAUGUUACAUUUGAUUUUAAUUAGAUUCCAGAUGUCCAUCCCCACAGUUAUCGCGGGUGAAAAUUUGAAUGUGGCAAUAUUUGGAAGAAUAAUGAAAGGAUUAGGCGGAAUUUUCAUCAAAAGGUCAUUCAACAACGAGUUGUAUACCGAGAGGAACCUUACGAAUUAUGUUGAAUAUGUCCUCAUGAACAAAAUCCACUUCGAAGUGUUUAUUGAGGGGACGCGUUCCAGAGACGGCAAGUUGCUUCUUCCAAAAUACGGUAUUCUCAAGACUCUUGUGUCAAUUUAUUUGAAACAGCGUCGUCAAGAGGGUAACAGAAAUUUCGACAUGUUGAUGCAGCCAAUUUCAAUCACUUAUGAGCGAAUCUAUGAGGCUGACGGCUAUCUUGAUGAACUAAUUGGCAGCGACAAAAAACAAGAAAGUUUCGUGAAUAUUUUGUCAAAUGGAAUCUCAAAUCUUGUGUAUGGGGUUGACAGAGACGACUCGAAGAAGGAAGUCACGAAGGACGGCUUCGUCACCAAUGUCAAUCGCACGUUGCAUGGGAAGAUCUUCGUUAAAUUAGCUGACUGCUUCACUUUAUCCUCUUAUGUUGAAGAUCCAAAAAACAGGGUUGAUUAUGAAGCUGAGGACGACGCCUCAGUGUCUGAGCAGGACAUCAACUUAAAAAAACUUGGCUUCAAAAUCUUACACGCUAUAAACAAUGCCUCCUAUUUACCUGAGUGUGCAAUUGUUGGCAUGGUUAUACAAACUUAUCAUUAUAUGUCGGGAAAAGCAGAGUUUAAUGCGGCGGAUUUGUUGCCAAUGCUUGACUUCCUAAUAAAUGUCUAUCAGGAGGAAAAUUUGAGCCCAACAAAUUCAAAGAUUUUAAAAGCUAUCCAGGAAUUAACACCUGAUCAAAAGAUCGAGUUAAUCAAAAUGCAGAUUAUUUCUUUCUUCAAAUUCACUCGAAUCAAUCCUGAAACAAAUGUCGUGAGAGUUGAUAAUUCGUUUGAACUUCUUUACUACAAGAACCUUACCAUCCAUUUAUUGAUUCAUAAGUGUUUGGUAUCACUUAUCUUGUUGAAAACCCUGGAUCGAAUGCAAAUCAACAAGCUAUUUUAUAUUUUCACUGGGUUUUUAAAAAACGAGUUUUUGUUUGAUUACAACUACAAUCCGCGGCAUAAUUUGUCUUAUAUCUUGGAGAGGUAUCAAGAGUUGGGUGUCAUCUCGGAUUCAUUCGAGGUGAAGAACAAAUACUUUCACAACGUGCUUGCAACCAUCAUUUUGCCCUUCAUCGAAUCAUUUAUGAUUUGUGUCGAUGAGUUGAAUAGCACCGUGGUGAAAUUUUAUGCAAAUUCACAAAAUAAAAUUACUGAACAACAACUCAUCAGUGACAACUUGAUGCUGAAGGACUACCCGACCACCAAAUCACUCUUGAAGAUCAUUCAAAAGGAGAAUAUGAAGAUGUUUGAGAAGGGUAACCUGCAUUUCCAUAUUGAGACCUAUAACAAGCAAUAUUUGCUCUCAUUCUUGUUUUACUUAAACAAUUUGAAGUUGAUUAAAAUAUUCAAAAACAAGUCGAAAACGAAAGCAUAUGUCAUCAUUAGAAAUCUGCGUGACUUGAAGUUUAUCUUAAAUUUCUUGCAAAGGUUUAUCAUGAAAAGUGAGGUAGAUAACAUUUCCUUAAACUACAUGAUUGACAUCGUGGAUAAAAACUUCGAGAGGGACGCCAAUGAGUACAGGGCCAAGUUGUGA
Molecule: messenger RNA, 2367 nt
Organism: Candidozyma auris
Lineage: Eukaryota; Fungi; Ascomycota; Pichiomycetes; Serinales; Metschnikowiaceae
Exons: 1
Coding region: 1-2367 (788 amino acids)
Cellular component (GO): mitochondrial membrane
Source: RefSeq, a predicted model, not a curated record